AUGAAGUUCGCCGCUUUCUCCAUCCUCACCCUCGGCCUCACCUCCGGUGCACUGGCCCAGCCCACUCGCGUUGAGCGCGAUCUCCCUACCGUCACUGGGGUUCUGUCUGGAAUAGGCCCCAAGGUCGAGGCCCUCGACUCUGCCGUCCAGGCCUACUCCGGUGGCGACGUCGCCAAGGUCCAGCAGGCCUCUGACAACCUGGUUGACGCCAUCAACGCCGGAACCACCAAGGUCAAGGGCACCUCUGACCUCAGCACCAGCGAUGCCCUCGGUCUCCCCGGCCCCGUCAACGAGCUCAAGGACAAGAUCUCCACCGUCAUCACCCACCUCUCCAGCAAGAAGUCCCAGCUCGUCAAGGCCGGCAAGGGUGGCCAGACCUACAGCGACUUGACCGAGCAGAAGACUGCCGCCAAGAAGCUCUCCGACACCAUCGUCUCCAAGGUCCCCGAUAGCUUGCAGGACCUGGCCGGCAGCAUCGCUUCCGGUAUCUCUGAGGCCAUUCAGAAGGGUGUGAAGGAGUUCCAGGACCAGGAGGGUAAGGGCAGCUCCGGCAGCUCUAGCGGUUCGAGCGGCUCUAGCUCCUUCAGCUCCAGCUCCAGCGAUUCCAGCUCCUCCAAGCAAGAGCAGGCCCCUAAGAAGGAGGCUGCCCCUGCCCCUGCUCCCUCUAGCGACUCUGCUGCUGCUAGCAAGCCUGCUCCUUCUGCUGAGCCCGCUCCUGCUUCCCAGCCCGCCCCUGCUAGCAAGCCCGUUGGUGCUUGCGCCGCUGCCUACUAA
Molecule: messenger RNA, 774 nt
Organism: Aspergillus steynii IBT 23096
Lineage: Eukaryota; Fungi; Ascomycota; Eurotiomycetes; Eurotiales; Aspergillaceae
Product: cell wall mannoprotein 1 family protein
Exons: 1
Coding region: 1-774 (257 amino acids)
Cellular component (GO): extracellular region
Source: RefSeq, a predicted model, not a curated record